Messenger RNA from Carassius gibelio (silver crucian carp), 3128 nucleotides. Its product is annotated as zinc finger protein Pegasus. The record is from RefSeq and is a predicted model, not a curated record. Gene Ontology annotation, cellular component: nucleus. The transcript has 5 exons. The coding region runs from base 482 to 1738 and encodes 418 amino acids. Gene Ontology annotation, molecular function: DNA-binding transcription activator activity, RNA polymerase II-specific; RNA polymerase II cis-regulatory region sequence-specific DNA binding. Lineage: Eukaryota; Metazoa; Chordata; Actinopteri; Cypriniformes; Cyprinidae. Gene Ontology annotation, biological process: regulation of transcription by RNA polymerase II.
AAUCAUUUCAGUGGCGCACCAUCUUGGUUGAACUUUCACCCCUACGGUUUCUUUUGUUUUGAUGUCUCGGAGCAUUAUUUUCACUCACCGAACUCGGGUUUUGACUCUCUGCUAACAAAUGACACAGUCUUAAAUGACACACAGAAUAUGUUUCAAAUACGUCGAUCCAACUGUCGGUCAAAUGUAAAGCUCGUUUAAAAUAAUUUUUUUUAAAAACUCGCUGACUUUAGCUGCCCAGCAUCACUAUGCAGCUUUUUCCAGUCUGAUUUUUCUAAUAUCUCGUUAAAGAACGGGUCGUCAGUCAGUACAUCCGGACAGCCGAGUCAACCUCGACGUUCACUCGCUGUCUUAGCAACGCUUGUCACCUUGUCAACUGGAUAACAGCCAGACUAAUACAACUGAUUAAUGUUACAACCGUCAGAAGUUCCACGUCUGUUUGGUCACGUUUAAGACCGCAGAGGACGACGGUGUAGAUCUUUCAAUGGGCGAGGAGAAGCCAGAACCACUAGAUUUUGUGAAGGACUUUCAGGAGUACCUGAGUCAACAGACCCAACAUGUCAACAUGAUAUCUGGUUCUGUCAUCGGAGCCAAAGACAGUGAUGAUCUCCAAGGAGAACUUGGUCAGAAUGGCCUAGAGCACCCUGCAGUGGACAUCUCCUUAGAAGAUAGUUCAGGGAUGUUGGUGGAUGGCUUUGAGAGAACAUACGAUGGUAAACUCAAGUGCCGCUAUUGCAACUAUGCCACCAGAGGCACUGCACGUCUGAUUGAACACAUUCGCAUCCACACAGGUGAAAAACCCCAUAGAUGUCACCUGUGUCCAUUCGCUUCAGCGUACGAGCGCCACCUGGAGGCACACAUGCGUUCUCACACAGGCGAGAAGCCUUACAAGUGUGAGCUCUGCUCCUUCCGCUGCAGCGAUCGCAGUAACCUUUCACAUCACCGGCGUCGAAGACACAAACUCCUCCCCAUGAAGGGUGCACGCUCCGCUCUCUCUCACCGAAAGAUGCUCAGUGUUUUGCAGAAGAGAGGAAACUCACUUGGUUAUGGCCGCCGGCUGCUCAUCAACCUCAGCCCGCCAUCCAUGGUGUUGCAAAAGCCCAGCUCAGAGCAGCACCACCUGGGUGACUUCUCUCAUGAUCUCCCUCCCCACGCCCACCUCCAUCAGGAGGCCUAUAAUGGUCUAGGAAAGGAUGCACAAGUUAGUGGAGUAAUUGGAAGUGGCUCCAGGGAGGAGCAAGACAUGGCAUUGGACAACCCGCUGAACCAGCUUUCAACUUUGGCCGGUCAGCUUGCCAGCCUACCACCGGAGGCCCAAGGUGCACCGGUGUCUCCCGGAGCAGAAUCUCUACCAGACGAAAAACCCACAUUCCUCAUCCAACAGCCUGUGAUGGCACCUGCUGCCGUCUCUGUCAGCACGGCUCAAGCUUCUUCUCCCAUCACCCCCGAGCCCAGACCAGCUGCGCACAGCGGCUGUAGCCCUGGAGUUGGACCCUGCAGCGAAAGAACCAGCACUCCCAGUGGUACCAACAGCCAGCCAGGGACGCCAACCCAGGUACAGGACCCCCAGAUGCUCCACCACUGCCCCCACUGUCACAUAUAUUUCCCUGACAACAUCCUUUACACCAUCCACAUGGGCUGCCAUGGUUAUGAGAACCCUUUCCAGUGUAACAUAUGCGGACACAGGUGCAGAAACAGCUAUGAUUUUGCCUGUCACUUUGCGAGAGGCCAGCACAAAUAAGGACACAUGGAUAUUGAUGUCCUCUUCUUUGCCCUCUGUUACAUAAUAAUAAAAUUCUAUUAUCUGGAACAUUCCAAAGACAAAAUCCCUUCUUUGUAAUUAUUGUAUUUGAACUGUUAUCCGUAUGUUAUGCUGAAGCAAAAACUAUAGAAUCCAAGACGUGUCGCUUGUAUAGUUUUGAAUGGAGAAAAAAUGCAACGCUCAUUGUGGCAGCUUUAUCGAAGGAAGCCCCGCCUUUUGAGUAAAAGAGCCCAUCGCCAAUCGGUAAAGGCAUCGCAUCACUGCAGCUGUCAUUAUAAGUCCCGGUUGCUAUAGAAACGGUCAGCAUUUUGAGAUGCGCGCUUAGGACUGAACAUGCGCAUUUGCUCGUCUUGAGUGAAAAUAAGCUUUUUUUUUAAGGCUAUUGGAGCAACAAUUAUGAGAUGGUUGUUUCAUUGGUGAUUUCAAAUAUGAAAUUUGACUAUAAGCUUAGCGAACAGUUUUGGAGAAUUUAAAGUUAUCCCAUUCAAAUAGAUAGGAGCUGCACUUGCAUGCUGAGAGGUGUUUUAAAGAUGGCCGCCAAGUGACAUGACUUGCCCUAAAGAUACUUUGACUGAAGUCAGAAAUCCACAUUCGGAGUGUAAAACUGGUCUUUGGAAAUGUUGAUGCUAAUGGUGUCCUCACAUCAAAAAUUAGCAUCCCAGAUUAUUCUAGUUCGAGAUCUUGAGAAUUUCAUCAAAUUGUCAGAUUUUGUCUCAACUCUUUCGUAUAAGUGCCAGAGUUCAGUAAUCAGUGCCUACAGUUAUUUUCUGAAAGUUGACCCUUACAUUUUUUAUUAUUUUUAUUUUUCACAUUUCAAAUUCAUUGACAGUAAAUGUAUUGGCUAUUCUUACACUUUGGAUUUAAAUGCAGUAUAAUGACAUUGCUACAUUUUUUAAUGUAUUUAAUUUUUAUUCAUCACAAAUGAUUCCUCGUUUCUUAAGAGAGCUGCAUUAUUUAAUCUUAACUUAAGUCAACAAGAUCGUGAUUGAAGAUGAAAAUCUAUAGCACAGCUAAGUUGAUUGUUUAGCAGUGAGAAAUAGUUUACUGUAGUAGCCUGAAGUCCUUUCUUUACUUAGCACAAUCACACAUAGCUGUAUACACUGUUUUUUUAAAGCAGUGUUGAAGAUUAUUUUGAGCAGUGAGAGCACACUGUUCUCUCUCUUUCACUUUGUUCCUCAUCGCUACCACCAGUGCCAUGUUGUAGAUGUUAUUUGUAAGAUUUUUGGAAGCGUCUGUGGUGCUACUAUUUAAACAUUUCAUAUAACUGUCUGCAUAAUGAACUAAAUUAUCAGAUAAGUAUUGAAUAACAUGUUUUGGUGGAUUUGAUGUUGAAUGUCAAUAAACCUGACUCAUGCGAUGUGUACUGAAA